Molecule: messenger RNA, 2083 nt
Organism: Pogonomyrmex barbatus (red harvester ant)
Lineage: Eukaryota; Metazoa; Arthropoda; Insecta; Hymenoptera; Formicidae
Biological process (GO): regulation of translational initiation
Molecular function (GO): translation activator activity
Source: RefSeq, a predicted model, not a curated record
AAUUCUUAAUUCUGGAUACGAAGCGCGAACUUGCUGUUUACUUCUCAUUCGGUUCCCUUUAAUUACGCGUAAUUUUCUAUAUUUAUCCGAUUGUAUUCGAAUGUCGGCCGGUCCCACAUCUUAUUCCGCGCCACUGUGUCGAGCGCUGCGCGACGUUAACGACGAUAACAACGACGAUGCGAGGGUACGUGAGAUGUGUAGCUGAUAGGGCUCGUCUUUGCGAUGCUCCUGUGUAAUCAAUCGACGUGAGUUUCUCACACUUUUCCACGGGCUUCCUCGUUGCCUCCUGGGUCAUCUCUGGUGCGUUAUCCCCUUGCGAUUGCACGACGACCGUCGACUGGUCUGAAUUCCGAAGCUUGUUUGCUGAAAGAAUGGAUUCUUCCGGAGGAGAUAAAGAAGUCUGGGGGGACGAGAAGAUUACAAAACAAGGUUUAGGACGUGGACGUUCUCAAUUAUAUCCAGAGAAACUCAGACGACCACGUAAUGCAACUGCUGGUCAAUCCAGCACAGGAUCCAAUUCUUCGACAACGACAACGACGAUACUUGAUCAAAAAGAAAAGAAAUAUGUGCUAUCGCCACAGGCAGCAGAGUUUGUUCCGAGAGUCAGACUCUCACAGUCUUCUUUACCCCAGCCUCCCUAUCAAAAGACUUCUAUACAAGAUAGAAUCAGAUUAGCACGAGAAGCACCACCAAAUGUACAUAUACCUCCAGAGAAAGAAGUUAGCGUUCUUGAAAAUUCUUUUGAACAAUGCAAUAUACAAGAUGAGAAUAUAGGAAAUUACAACAAUCACGAAAUUGGCCAAUACGAUAAUGAAGAUAAACAACAGAACGAAGAAACUUGCAAAGAAACUUACCUCCUUAAAGAGGAUCUUUAUAUCAUUAUUGAUAUUUUAAUUGUAAAUCCUGCCGAGUUUUCCAAUCUAGUGCCACCAUUCAUAGACAGGAUUAUGUCGAGCGGGGACGUGUAUUUUCUACAAAUAGUUAUGACAACAAUAAUCGAAUGGUCCAUAGCUGAAAGCAAUUUUCGAUAUAAUGGAGCUCGAUUCUUUGAAUAUUGGGAUACGAGUUUAGGAAAUUCCAAGGAGUAUCACAAAUUUUCCAAAGAAUUAUUUAGGGACUCUUUGUGUUACCAAUGUAAAUGGCAGACUGGAAUUUUCAUACCCGAAUGGUUCAACCAACCCGAGGAUCAACGAGAUCAACGAAAGUGCAAUGGAUUGAUAUUGUUUUUAGCGGAGUUAGUCGCCCAAAUGGACGAAUCUUACGCUUUUAUUUUAGGAGAAAUCUUGAUAUCAUUUAUUACUAAGGUGUUACAAAGACCGGCGUCGAGCUCAGUCAAAUACAUAUGCCAAGCACUUAAAUUAGCGGGCCACGUGUUGGAGAAAGAUAAAAGCAGGAGUAAGGAUAUGGAAAAUAUGAUGCGGGCGCUAACGGAAUUAGUAAAUAACGGACAAGUAGACACGCAUGUAGGAAAUAUGGUGAAUAGUGUCCAUGAAUUACGGAAAGAUUGGGGAAACGCAUCAAAUUGUGAUUUAUCUAAAUCGAACAAUUCAUUAUUAAAUGAGAUACCGCGACAACCCGAUCAAUUGGGUGCAUCUAAUUAUAAUUCGCCCGAAAUGAAUAAUGCACUAUUGAAAGACGUUCAAUAUCCAGUAUCGCAGCAAAUAUCGCUGAAUCAACCGGUAAUGUACGGUCCCGACGGCGAGAUUCUUUCUGCGGAAGAAAGCGAAUUCCUCCAGGAGCAUGUAAAAUCGGAAGAUCAAGAGAUAUCGGAAGGAGAGGAAAUCGAGGAUGAUAAUUUCGAUGAUGAAAUUGCGAUUGCUUACGAAGAAUUCUUAAAAGAUAAGUGCUAAUAAAAUUCAAGAUAGUGCACGUAGUCUCUUUCAGAAACAAGUACCAUGGCACAAAUAUCUUGUUAUAAAUACAAGUAAUAUUUUAAAGGCUGUAUGAUUUUAAAAGACAGGUUUUAACUGCGAUAACUUUAAAAAUCAAAUAUGAGAUAUUUAUAUCACAAGAAAGGUAGGAUAAAAAUAAAUUAUUACAUACCACGUCGAUUCAUGGAAAGGAAUGCACCAAAUAUGAAUAA